Messenger RNA from Erinaceus europaeus (western European hedgehog), 4884 nucleotides. RefSeq names its product cell migration inducing hyaluronidase 1 (gene CEMIP). The record is from RefSeq and is a predicted model, not a curated record. The coding region runs from base 99 to 4385 and encodes 1428 amino acids. Lineage: Eukaryota; Metazoa; Chordata; Mammalia; Eulipotyphla; Erinaceidae. The transcript has 29 exons.
CAGCCCCAGAAAAGGCCCGGCGGCGGGGCAGCGCUUAGUGACUUGGCUCCCGCGGCCACGCCAGGCCCACGCCGAUCCCGUGGGCAGGCAGUGCUGGGAUGGGUGCCGUGGUCUGGCUGGCCACCGCCUGUAGGCUGCUCCUGCUGCUGGUCACCUGGCUGCUCCUGGCAUGUGUCCCCAAGGCCACGCUCACAGCAGUGGUGGCCGAGUGUCCAGACCAGAGCCCAGAGCUGCAGCCCUGGAGCCCCGGCCACGACCCACAGCUCCGUGUGCAUAUCCGCGGCUCCGCUCUGCUGCUCACAUCCUCGGCCACUGUCCACUCCAUACACAUCUCAGCUGGAGGGAAGCUGGUGGUGAGAGACGGUGGAGACGUGGUGCUACGUGCCCGGCAUGUGCUGCUGGAGGACAGGGGUCAGCUGCAUGUGGGCAGCACCCUCUGUCCCUUCCAGGGCAACUUCAGCAUCGUGCUGUAUGGAAGGGCAGACGAGGGUGAGCCGCACCCUUACUUCGGCCUCAAGUUCCUGGGCGUGGGGCAGGGCGGCACUCUGGAGCUGCAUGGCCAGCGGAAACUGGCCUGGACGUUCCUGGCCAGGACGCUGAGGCCCGGCGGCCUGCAGGAGGGAGGCUACUUCUUUGAGAGGAGCUGGGGCCACCGCGGGGUGAUCGUCCACGUCAUCGACCCCAGGGUGGGGACAGUCACACACUCGGAGCGGUUUGAUACCUAUAGCUCCCAGAGGGAGAGUGGGAGGCUGGUACAGUUCCUGGACACUGUGCCCGACGGCCGCAUCCUGGCACUGGCUGUGAAUGACGAAGGCUCACGCAGCCUGGACGCAGAGGCCCGUGCGGCCGUCACCCGGCUGGGCAGCAAGCACUUCCUACAUCUGGGCUUCCGUCACCCCUGGAGCUUCCUGACAGUGAAGGGCCACCCCUUGGCAUCUGUGGAGGACCAUGUGGAGCACCACGGCCCCCUCAGCCCGGCCUCUGCCUGCGUGUCCAAGCUCUUCCUCUCAGAGCACAGAGAGCAUUUCAACGUGUCCUCCUGCAGCACCUGGGUGCAAGACCUGCGUUGGACGGAGUGGUUCCAGCGGGAUGGCCAGUCCGCGGCCCCAGGCGGGGAGAAGCUCCUGGACCUGCAGGCUGCCUACCCAGGGAGGAUCUGCAGGCACCCCACCCAUGUGCAGGCCAAGGCACUGGACGGGGAGAGCCUGGCCGUGGAGGCCAUCCACACCGGGGCCCUGGACUUCCGCUUCCUGUGUCACCGGCGGGGCCAGGCCUGUGGCCCCCACCGUGUGCGUUUCCUGUGUAGGAUGCCAGUGCGCCCCAGGCUCACGCUGACCAUCGACACGAACAUCAACAGUAGCCUGCUGACCCUGGCAGAUGACGUGCGGUCCUGGCGGCCGGGGGACCGGCUGGUGGUGGCCAGUACCGACUACUCCAUGCUGCAGGCUGAGGAGUUCCGGGUGCUUCCGUGCCGAGCCUGCACCCCCAACCAGGUCCGGGUGGCAGGGAGGCCCCGCUACCUGCACAUGGGGGAGCAGGUGGACGGCGUGGACAUGCGGGCAGAGGUGGGGCUGCUGAGCCGCAAUGUGGUGGUCCGUGGGGAGAUGGAGGCUGCCUGCUACCCCUACGCCAACCACCUCUGCAGCUUCUUCUCCUUCGAUACCUUCGGGGGCCACAUCAAGGUGGCGCUGGGGUUCGAGGCCGUGCACCUGGAAGGCGUGGAGCUGAUGCACAUGGGCCAGCAGCUCGUGGGCCAGUACCCGCUGCACUUCCACCUGGCGGGUGACCUGGAUGAGCGCGGGGGCUACGACCCCCCCACCUACGUGCGCGAGCUUUCCAUCCACCACACCUUCUCGCGCUGCGUCACCGUGCACGGCUCCAACGGCCUGCUGGUCAAGGACGUGGUGGGCUACGACUCCCUGGGCCACUGCUUCUUCACGGAGGACGGGCCUGAGGAACGCAACACCUUCGACCACUGCCUGGGCCUCUUGGUGAAGUCGGGGACCCUGCUCCCCUCUGACCGGGACAGCCACAUGUGCCGGACCAUCACGGAGGACUCGUACCCUGGCUACGUCCCCAAGCCCCGGCAGGACUGCAACGCUGUGUCCACCUUCUGGAUGGCCAACCCCAACAACAACCUUAUCAACUGUGCAGCCGCAGGCUCUGAGGAAACGGGAUUCUGGUUCAUCUUCCACCAUGUGCCCACGGGACCGUCGGCGGGGGCCUACUCCCCAGGCUACUCUGAGCACAGUCCACUGGGAAAGUUUCAGAACAACCGUGCUCACUCCAACUACCGGGCUGGCAUGAUCAUAGACAACGGGGUGAAGACAACGGAGGCUUCUGCCAGGGACAAGCGGCCCUUCCUAUCCAUCAUCUCGGCCAGGUACAGCCCGCACCAGGACGCCGAUCCCCUGAAGCCACGGGAGCCCGCCAUCAUCCGGGGCUUCACGGCCUACAAGAACCAGGAGCACGGGGCCUGGCUGCGUGGGGGGGACGUGUGGCUGGACAGCUGCUGCUUCGCAGACAACGGCAUCGGCCUCACGCUGGCCAGCGGAGGCACCUUCCCCUAUGACGACGGCUCCAAGCAGGAGGUCAGGAACAGCCUGUUUGUGGGCGAGAGCGGCAACGUGGGCAACGAGAUGACCGACAACAGGGCCUGGGGCCCGGGUGGCUGGGACCACAGCGGCAGGACGCUCCCCAUAGGCCAGGACUUCCCCAUCCGUGGGGUGCAGCUCUACGACGGCCCCGUGAGCAUCCGGAACUGCACGUUCCGCAAGUUCGUGGCCCUGGAGGGCCGGCACACAAGCGCCCUGGCCUUUCGCCUCAACAACGCCUGGCAGAGCUGCCCCCACAACAGCGUUACCAACAUCACCUUCCAGGACGUCCCGAUCACUUCCAGAGUCUUCUUCGGGGAGCCGGGGCCCUGGUUCAACCAGCUGGACAUGGACGGAGACAAGACCUCAGUGUUCCACGACGUGGAUGGUUCUGUGUCCGAGUACCCCGGCUCCUACCUGACCAAGGACGACAACUGGCUGGUGCGGCACCCCGGCUGCCUGGACGUGCCCGACUGGAGGGGCGCCAUCUGCAGCGGCCACUACGCCCAGAUGUAUAUCCAGGCUGACCGCAGCAGCGGCCAGCGCAUGAAGAUGGUCAAGGACGAGCUGCCCCAGCACCCGCUGGUCCUGGAGGGCGCCCUGGCCCGCAGCACCCACUACCAGCAGUACCAGCCCGUGGUGGCCCUGCGCAAGGGCUACACCAUCCACUGGGACCAGCCUGCUCCUGCAGAGCUAGCCAUCUGGCUCAUCAACUUCAACAGGGGUGACUGGGUGCGCGUGGGGCUCUGCUACCCACGGGGCACCAGCUUCUCCAUCUUGGCGGAUGUGCACGACCGGCGGCGGAAGCGGACAUCCAAGACGGGCACCUUCGAGAGGACUCGGCAUCUGGAGCAGCUGGGCCAGGGUCCCCCUGGCCGUGGCCUCUACUUCUGGGACGAGGACUCGGGGCUGCUCUUCCUGAGGCUGGAGGCCCAGCACUCGAGGGAGCCUUUCGCCUUCUGCUCCGUGGAGGGCUGUGAACGCAUCCGGGUACGGGCCCUGCUGCCCCCGGGGGCACCCCCCAGCGACUGCACCGCCCGUGCCUACCCCCGAUAUACCCAGACCCCCGUGGAGGAUGUGCCCAUGCCCAGCAAGCUGGCUGGCACCCAGCUGAAGGGCCCAGGUCGCUUCCUGGAGGUGAAGAUGGAGAGCUCUGUCCAGCGCUUCUCACACCUGUCUAGUGCAGCCGCCUACAUCCAGGUGGAUGGCCGGCGGUUCCCGGGUGUGGAGGACGGUGUCCAGCUGGUGGUGGUGGACGGGGCUCGUGGCCACGUGCUCGGCCGCGCCAGCUUCCGCAACGUGGUUCUGCAGGGAGCCCCCUGGCAGCUUGCAAACUAUGUGGGCGCCCUCCCCGAUGGCUCCAUAGUUCUCGUGGCUUCCAGGGGCCGGUGCGUGUCCAGGGGCCCAUGGGCCCGGGUGCUGGAGCAGCUGGGGGCUGACAGGGGCUUCAGGAUGAAAGCUGGCCUUCGUGGGCUUCAAGGGUGGCUUCCGGCCAGCCUGGGUGUCGCUGCGCACGGCGGAGCUGGCGGCCAAGAUCUUCCAGGUGGUGCCGGUGCCCGUGCUGAGGAAAUGGCCACUGUGAGCAGCCGGACAGUCUGCACUGCCCCAGCUGCGGCCCUGGGACCACGGCAGCAGGCAGGGACCCCACGGGGGACCAGUGCCUCCAGAGACUGGGGGGCAGAGCUGCAUGGGGAGUGGCGCUCCCAAAGUCAGACCCCCAGGCUGCAGGGUAGACCUGUCUCAGAGGCCCUGAGGGGGCUUGAGAUGGACACAGUGCUCAGGAGGCCAUGAGGAGACCAGAUGUCGGGGUCUGUCCCCCACACAGCCAGACACUACCCCCCACACACAGUGCCCCUCCCUCACACGGCUGCUGUCCAGGGCCCUUGUCCUCCUCCUAUUCCUUCUCUUCCUCUCCCUCCUCUUUCCCCUGCCCUGGGCCCCUCCUGAGGUGUGGUGAGGGCAGCUCCCUGACAGUGGCCCUGUAACACAGGAGGAGCAGGGCUGGGCCCCAGGUGGUCAGGAGGUCACUGUCCCCCUCAGCUGCCCUGGGGCCCACGGGACCCUGCAACUGGCUGACUUGGGGCGGGGCCUCAGAGCCCCCUCAGCAGGUGCGGGCACCUGUGAGAUGAGGGGGACAAAGACGGGGUGUGAGAUGGGCGUUUCAGAAUGUCUACUAGACCCUGCCUGUGGGGUGCAGGCAGCCAGAUAGAAUCUGCCCCCACUGUGUGGAAGAGUCUGUGUGUCUCCAGGGCAGAUUAUCUAUUUAUUUAUUACACAUGAACUUGAGGAA